Sphaeramia orbicularis (orbiculate cardinalfish) is the source of this 1322-nucleotide messenger RNA. RefSeq names its product transmembrane protein 50A (gene tmem50a). The record is from RefSeq and is a predicted model, not a curated record. Lineage: Eukaryota; Metazoa; Chordata; Actinopteri; Kurtiformes; Apogonidae. The coding region runs from base 130 to 765 and encodes 211 amino acids. The transcript has 7 exons.
UAUCAACAGUCUCUCAAAGGCUCUUCCAUCAAAUGGGUGUGGAUACACUGCGCCUGCGCAACUGAGCUCUUUCGGAAGCAAAGUCGGGUUUAUCCAGGGGGUCUACAUCAAAAACCGAGGACAAAAGUCAUGUCUGGCUUUCUGGACGGAAUCCGGUGUGGUGACUGUGAGUGCAAUGUAGACUGGGGAGAGAGAAGAAACACCAUCGCGUCAAUAGCUGCCGGAGUUCUGUUUUUCACUGGUUGGUGGAUCAUCAUCGAUGCAGCAGUGAUCUACCCUGAAGAGGAAAACUUUCACCAUGCUUAUCAUACGUGUGGUGUCAUUGCUACAGUGGCCUUCCUCAUGAUUAAUGCUGUUUCAAAUGGCCAAGUGAGAGGAGACAGCUACAGUGAGGGCUGCAUGGGGCAGACAGGCGCUCGUGUCUGGCUCUUUAUUGGCUUCAUGCUGGCCUUUGGCUCCCUCAUUGCCUCUAUGUGGAUUCUGUUUGGAGGAUUUGUAGUGCCUCGUAAGUCAUGUUGUGUACCCUGGUAUUGCCAUUUUCUUCCAAAAUGCCUUCAUUUUCUUUGGGGGUUUGGUCUUCAAGUUUGGACGUACGGAGGAUCUGUGGCAGUAAUGGAUACUGUGUGUGUCUUCUGCUAUACAUUCUGCAUUCUAUAUUGUAUGAGAAACUAUGCUUUAGUGGUUAUUCACUUUAUAUAUAAAUAUAUAUACUUUUGUAGCUUUCAGAUUAACAUGUUUAAUUUAUACCGUUUGCUGUAUAAAUAGGCUCAAUCAUAACUAAGCACAAAUUUUCAUAGAUUCUUUAAAAGUGGAUAUUUCAAGAUAUGGCACAUAUGUAAAUGUGUCUGUUUGCACUCAGACAAGUAGCCAUGUUGUUAUAAUGGUUUACAAAGUGUGUAUAUCCAGAGCUUUACUUUGCCUUUAACUGUACACAUUAAGUUCUGGUAUACUUGUAUCUAUGGUAUUCUUUAAAUUGAACUGUCUGUGGGUUUAACAUAAAUUAUUAAGGUACAAACUAUACCUGAGCAAUAUUUCCUAACAUAUGCAUUUACACUUACUGAAUGUAGCUGUGUGGGUUUGCAUUUUUCCACAAAUAAUACUCAGUCAGCUAGCAUACCACUCAUUGAUUUAUUAUUGGAGGUUUCUUGGGUAACACUGCUGACCUGAAGGUAAAGAGGUUUCAGAACUGUAAGGUUUUGUUUGUCUACUGAAUUCUUACAUUUGACUGUAACAUUUAUCCAUUUGCUUAUGUAACAUCAAUACCAUGAGGUCGAUAUUUUGACAACCAUGGCAACAUUAAAGAGACAGAAUAUACAAGAACA